UAGCAUGUCGUAUUUCUCUUUACGAACUUCUCCCAGCUCAAACGCUUAUACAGUCUAUGAAGACGUAGGUAGGUACAAGUAUUGGACGAUAUACGUUGCGAGCACCUAACAUGAUAGGUACCUAGGUACGUUAGGUACUUAUCGACAGAGGAAGGUGCGGCUAGGUUGGUUUUAAAAUAUGGCCCACCUGUACGUAGUUUGAUACGCAACUUUUUCCUCUCCUCAUGUUUUUUGUAUGUUGUCGUCUACUUCACCUCGACGACAAUUGCAGCAAUUACGAUACCUACCGCACAAUAGACUUGCCGUAAGUCGAGCAUUAUGGAUUCCGAUGAUUUGCGUCCCGUCGUCUGCGCCGAGUUACCCGUUUGCGGGCGACUUGCUAAGGAGAUUGUACAAGGCCUGGACAACGGCGACACGCUAGAAAUGCUGUUUCCCCUCGUCGUAGACAUGGCGAGGGAGUGGCGCAACCAAAACGCCAUCCCCAGCAGCAGAACCAUCAGCGCUUUAGAAGAUGAAGCUCAGCUUCGCCUCUUGUUCCAUACCUUUAAUCGGAAGACGCUAAGAUCCCUGCUCCUAGGCACGCUGCCCCACGAUUUAUAUGACAAGAACUCGCCCAACUGGGAAAAUAUUUAUAGCCAAGACGGACCCGGAAUCUACGUAGUAACCGUCUCGAUCGAAGACCGCCGCGGAGCCUUUUUGAGCCGCAACGAGAUCGAGAAGCUCGUCCGUGGCCUGCGAGACUACAAAGCCGACUGGGGGGCCUGGUGCGAAAUAGAAAGAGAGGGCUCGUUUAGCCAAGACGACCUAUCCCGCGCGCGAGAGUCGGCCCUGCGAAAAGCCCUCACCAUCGACAACGUGAUGCUUUUCGACGAAGAAAACAACCUGGACGAGCUCAUAGCCAUGCUCGGCAGACGCAUGAACGCAAACUUUGACGGAGAAGUCCAUCAACUCUCAUGUCCUCUUUACGUCGAGUGCGGCCGUCGAGUUCCUUCGAAGUCGCUGCAGCACAAUCCCGACUACAGCAACAUGUCGCAGUCACCCGACACCCUGAAGCUGCUAGUAUCUUGCAUACAAUACAUAGGGCUCAAGCCGAUCAUGCACACUAUCCCUAUGGUCAUGGCGUGGGAGCAAUCUCAGAUACCGCUAGCCGAGAUGCUGGUAACGGUGCUUGCCCAGUCCCUAAUUACCAUCAACGGGCUCAACGAUGGGCAGCCCGGGACAUCGUCGACAUUAAGCGACGACGACGAAGAUUUCAUGACCAACGUCGAGGAAACCCUAGCUAUCCGAACGAAUAGGGAUAUUUAUUUAAGGACCCUCGAAACGCUCAGAACCUCCUUCAUGUCCGACGACGAGUCCUGGGCAGGUCUGGCAGAAAUCCAGGCGUUGAAGAAGAAGGUCGAGGAAUAUCACGCCAAAAUCCACGACAUGAUCGCCGAGCGCAGGGUGGAAGAAGAGAGGGUGAAACAAAGACUGGCCGAGUUGGACAGCUUCUUCCAGGCCGAGAAAGGCAUAUUUCCGACUUGUCCUCGGACGAAGAAGACAACGACGACGACAACGACGACGACAACAACAACAACGAGCGAAGAAACACUGUAAGCGAUUCUAACGAGGACGUCGCCGACUUGCUUGACGUGUAAGAAUAUAGCAAAGGCUGGUAGUUUGUAUUUUGGCACUCGUAUUUCUUGCUGCCCAUAUUGCUGUUAAUAUCUCUUGCUGUCAAUAUUUUGCCAUAGAGUAGCAUAGCUUUGCGUAAUACUU
Messenger RNA from Daldinia decipiens, 1758 nucleotides. RefSeq lists its product as uncharacterized. Bases 319 to 1596 code for a protein of 425 amino acids. The record is from RefSeq and is a predicted model, not a curated record. NCBI's taxonomy places the organism in Eukaryota, Fungi, Ascomycota, Sordariomycetes, Xylariales, Hypoxylaceae. The transcript has 3 exons.